Molecule: messenger RNA, 2223 nt
Organism: Baudoinia panamericana UAMH 10762
Lineage: Eukaryota; Fungi; Ascomycota; Dothideomycetes; Mycosphaerellales; Teratosphaeriaceae
Product: glycoside hydrolase family 81 protein
Exons: 1
Coding region: 1-2223 (740 amino acids)
Cellular component (GO): cell surface
Molecular function (GO): endo-1,3(4)-beta-glucanase activity; glucan endo-1,3-beta-D-glucosidase activity
Source: RefSeq, a predicted model, not a curated record
AUGACGAGCGUGGGGCCAACUGCAACCGCCAGCGUCACGACAUUACAAGCCAGCAACAUCUUUGUCGCCAUUGCGACCGACGCGCCACCAGCGCAAGUCACCUCGCGAACAGAUCACCCGGUGCCAACUCUUGGCAUUCAGCCGCAACAAGAACGCAUAGAGACGAACAAGUUCUAUGCCAAUUUCUUCCUUGGCGACCAACAGGCAGGCACCUGGACUCAUCCUUAUUCAGUGUCAUGGUCGAAGGGUCAAGGUGAGACUGGCAGUUGGGGCAUGGCGAUUUCUCACAUCGAGCGGGACCAGCUCGCGGGUAAUGGAACCGCGGACCCUACCAAAGAUGCUGGCCAAGUCGGCUUCAUUGCUGCACCUGUUGGACUUCAAUCUCUCGUACUCUCUGCUGCCGAACUUGAUACUGGCACCACACUGACAACAGAUUCCUUGACAGGCUUCUCCGCCAACGUCAACCUCAUCCCCAGCGGAGCGGCGAACCCGGUGAUAACGUUUCCACUGGUUCAAGGCAUGGCCUUCGUUACCGCUGAGUACAACGGGGGUACGCCAGUCAUUGAAUCUGGCAUCGGGAUCCAAAGCGUCAUGUACGUCGGCGCUGUCAAUGGCGGCAGUACCUACAAGUACCGAGUCACGCUUGCGAACACCUUUAAUUGGCUCAUCUACGUCUCACCUGCAAGCUCGACCUACAACACGAAUGCGUUCACUAUGUUGAGCUCAGGAGAGAUCCAAGGACCCUCUGGCUUUGGUGGCUACAUCCAGGUUGCUAAGGUGCCAGCCAACACCGCAGAUGCGGAAUCCGACUACGACAACUCAGCCGGCGUAUAUGCGACUACCGCAAACAUCAGCGGUUCGGUCCAGGGUACCGAAGGUAGCUACAGCCUCUCGUGGACGAAGGCUGGCGCCACGAGCCGCACGCUGCUCAUGUUCGCAUUGCCGCACCACGUAAGUUCCUUCUCAGCCGCUACAUCUGCGGGAAUCACCGAUGUACAGCUUGUUACCACGACGAAGGGAUACGCAACCGCUGUCCUUGCUGACUCCUGGACCCUUGUCGAGCCGAAUCUGCCGAUUGACAUGGACUUCCUACCAUGGUCGCCAGAUCAAGGUAGCAUCGAUUCCGUGUCCGCAGCCGCUGCGGCGGCGAUCAAUGCUGCUGGUACCUCGGAACUGUCUCAGAACGUGUCUGCUCAAUCGAACGUUGGCAGUCUGUACUAUGACGGUAAAGGACUGGCCAAGUUUGCUGCCAUCAUAAUUGCCGUCAACAACCUUGCCGGGAAUAGCUCGCUUGCGCUCACUGGUCUUCAGCAGCUCGAGGCUGCAUUUGAGUUUCAUGUCAACAACCAGAUGCCAACCCCACUUGUGUACGAUGCAGUCUGGGGCGGCGCAGUCAGUGUAGGCAGUUACGGCAACGACAACUCGGGAGUCGAUUUCGGCAACACAUACUACAACGAUCACCACUUCCACUUUGGUUACUUCGUCUACACCGCUGCGGUCAUAGCCUACAUGCGCCCGGCCUGGCUUAACGAAGGGACCAAUAAAGCCUGGGUGAACAUGCUGGUCCGCGACUAUGCCAACCCAAUCAACAACGACCCGUACUUCCCGUUCCAGCGGAUGUUCGAUUGGUAUCACGGCCACUCUUGGGCGCACGGCUUGAUCGAGACCGCAGACGGCAAGGAUCAGGAGAGCUCCAGUGAAGAUACAAUGUCCAUCUAUGCCAUUAAGAUGUGGGGCCAGAUCAUUGGCGACAAUAACAUGGAAGCCCGCGGCAACCUUAUGCUUGGCCUCCAAGCAAGGAGUCUGCAAAACUACUACCUGUAUACAAGCAACAACACUGUCGAGCCGUCGUGGUUCAUUGGCAACAAGGCUGGAGGCAUCGUGUUCGAGAACAAGAUCGAUCAUACCACCUACUUUGGUGCAGUGCCAGAGUACAUCGAAGGAAUCCAGAUGCUGCCACUUCUGCCGAGCAGCACCUUGACCCGGACGGAGACUUUCACUUCGGAGGAAUGGGAUGCCUACUUCGGCAACGGUGGCUUGAAGCCCGUUGCCCAGGUCACUGGAGGCUGGAGAGGUAUCCUCGAGGCUAACCGGGCCAUCUUCGACCCUGCGACAAGCUACGAAUUUUUCAGCGACCCCAACUUCGACGACACGUACUUGGACGGUGGCGCCAGUCAGACCUGGUAUCUGGCGUUCUCUGCCGCUCUGGGUGGCAGUUCUUGA